AUGGCUUAUGAUGAAGAUGAUGAAGAAAUAAAUUUUAAUGAACUUGUGGGAAAUUUGCUAAGUUCACACAAUCAAAAGGAACAAGAAGAGGAAGAAGUGCAUGAACAAGAACAGAAACAAGAGGAUUCUGAUAAAAUAAAUACAACCGAUGAAGAUGUCGAAAUCAAACACCCAGGUAACAGCAAGGCCAUCCAUGGUCAUCCGGACCAAAAUAUCGAAGUGCCAGAUUUUGAUGACGAGGAAGAUGAGCUAGUUUCUGUGGUUGCAGACGCAGUUCAAAAUAUUGACGAUGAUAGGGGCAGUAAAUCACAAAGUCAUCUAGAAAAUGAAUCCGAGCAGGUAGCGCCAGAUCCAAUGGAUGAUAAUCGUGAAAAAGAACAACAUCAGGAGUGGGCUCAUAUAUUACAGCAGGAAAUACUACAAGUGGACAAAGAGUCCUUAUCGGAACAUACAGAAAGACGUGUCAGCACUAGUCACCAUCACCCUCCUCCGCGUACCGAUGAGCAACUUGACCAAGAUGACGAAAAUUUAAGGAUGGCUAUUUUGGAAUCUCUACAAGAAUUGAACACGAGUGAUAAUCAAGAGAAAAAACAGCAUAAACAUGAGCAUGCUGCUCCCGGUGGGAAAUCGACUGGCAAGAAGUCUUCAAAGAAAAAGAAAAAGGACAGAUCCAAGAAUAAAGAAUUGCAAAAGGAUAAAUCUUCCAAGAAGAGUAAAUCUUCAAGUCACUCUAAAAAGCACGUCAAAGAUCGCAAUAAAGACAAGUCAAGUAAAACAGCUAAUGAUGAGAAUGCCCUAGAUUUUAGUAAUAUAUUGGAUAAUCUUAUCCAUGAAAAUGAAGAUACUACGAUGGAAUCAGGUAAAUCAACAGCAGAAAUUCAAGAACACAUUCACGUUGAUACAAACAGCGAAGAUGUGGAAGCGCAAGCUCUUGUAGAAGCCACAUUAAAAGCUUUCGAAAAUGAAUUGCUAAGCCCCGCACCAACUGCCGAAGCUUCACAAGAACAAUCAAUGGAACCUGCGACUUCUAUAAAAGCGGUCGAAGAGCCACGGAAACCAACAGCUGACGAUAUUCCGUUGGCCAUGUUGCAGGCUUUCAAACCCAAAAAACGGCUUCCUCAGGAAAAGAAAAAAUCAAGAAGUAAGACUUCUAAAACGGCAUCUACAACAAAUAAAUCAUCUGCAUCAGAAUCAGCUUCCAAGAAAAAGAAAAAAAGAAAGUCCACAAAAGAGACUAACAAAUCUCAGGAAACUUAUGAAGACGAUGAGUUUUCCAGGAUAUUAGCCGAUAUGGUCAAUCAAGUGGUUAAUACAUCAUUAAAAGAAACAUCAAACACGUCUUCUUCCACUCAAAAUAACAGACCAGAAACUGAGGCCGGUUUUGUUUCGUCUGUGCAAAGCCAGUAUUCAUCUGACAUAACGCCCGAUGCGGAUGUUAACACAGUUAACGAUGAUACUCUUGAUUUGAACCAGAUUAUGCAAAAUGCAAUGGCUAUGGUUUUCCAGAAUCACAAUGAUGCUGAUUUCGAUGAGAAUGUCGUUGAAGAUUUUAAUCGGGGGUUAGGGGAUCUCAGUGUUUCGGAUUUACUGCCGCAAAGUAACCUUUCUGGACUAGAAAAGAAAUCCUCCGUCAAAAGCUCGAAAAAGUCUGAAAAAAAGUCAUCUAUAUCGAGUAAGAUAGCUUCCAAAAAAGCAUCUAAGAGAAUAUCAGACAUCGAAAAGGCUAAGGCACCUUCAAAACCGAAGAAAUCCUCCAAAUCCGAAAUAUCUCAGGAAAAGAAACUACGCAAGAGGUAUGCUUUUAUUGCCAGCGAGGCUGCAUCUGUAGCUAGAAAGAAAAGAUGGGCCAAAAACAAAGAAUUAAAGGAAAAAGAGAAACUUGAACGCCAAACUGCCAGAGAAGAAAGACGACAGAGGAAAAAAUUGGAGAAGCAGAGAUUAGGAGAAGAACGAGAAGAACUAAAGAAAAUUGUCGAACGUGGUCCACCCUAUCCUCCGGAUCUAAGAUUAACUAAAAGCGGUAGACCGAAGAAACCAUAUAGAAGGUGGACCACUGAAGAGCUGUUUAAGAGAUCCCAGGAGGCUGAAAAACCAAGGAAAGUGAAAAAGGAAAAAAAGAAGAAGGAAAAGAAAGUGAGGAUACCCUCUUCUGCAUUGAAAAAGAUCCCAUUAUUCAAUUUUAUUAAGGAUAAUGUUCAACCAAGCGCAAGGCACCGUUUGAAUGACAUCGAGGGUUCGUUAUCAUCUAUUGGAUUACACAAAUCGCCUGAUGGUGUUCGCAGAAUUAUAACGAGACCAAAGAACGAAGAAAACGAAUGGCCUUUAUCGGAUUCAUCUACAUCCCAAAAUUAUGGUACACACUUAAAAACCGUCGUACAUAAAGAAAAGAUUACCUUCCAUCCUCCCUGGACCAUACCAUCACAACCACCAUUUGCCUUACCUGUAGCAAGAAGGAAGAAAAUACCAAAUAUCAAGAGAUACAAGAAGAGAAACAGCAAUUCUUUUCGUAUUUCCAAAGAAGGCAUGCUAAGUGCAAGAAACAGAAUCAUACCAGCCAUAUUAUUGCCAAUAAUAAACACAUUGAAAGCCGCAGCCAGGUCUCAAACUGCUGCUGGUGCUACACCCGAAGAAGCAAGAAAACGUCUGGCAACUAUUAUUCAACACGCUAAGUCUACGGUUAUCAAGGCUGCUUUACAAGCAAGGAAGAAUAGUAUUCAUGAAUCUAACAUCAGGGAAAGUACCCCGGGACUGGCCAUAAGUGUGCCGAAGAGGAAGAAUCCAUUGAGAAUGAUUCCUAUAUUCAAUACCUCCCGGGUGAAACAUCAAUCAGAGAACCGUUUACCAGUUUUAGAGAAGGAAGAUAACGGUUCAAUGUCCCCAGAAAAAAAAGCGCUCGGUUCUCACUCGAACCCCAUAAUUGCUGAAAAAACGCUGGAGGGUGUUGCUACCUCAAUCAAAAUAGAAGAUGGAAAUACGAACAUCCUCUCCAACUCUAUGCCGGAUUUAGCUGCAGAAUCACUAAAAGAUGAAUCGAGCCUUACAAAUAGCACAAACAGCGCAGAAGCCGCACCAAGUGCUCUCAAUAGUGAUGAUGUCAAAACAGCCAAAAACAUAGAAACUGUCCAAGAAAUUAAACAGGUUGCCAAUUCCAAAGUAACGGAAGAAGUCACACCCACUGAAAAUCAGACUAAUAUGGGUUCAGAAGCUGAAGGGAGGAUAUCAAUAAAAGCUUGCGGUGUCAAAAAGAUCGAUGAAAAUAAACCAGAUAAGAGAAAUGACACAGAAGAAAAUAUGAGCGAAAAUGCAGGUGUGCCCAACAAGAAAGUGGAAGGUGAAAAGCCAAUGUUUAAUUCUAGCGUACCUCAGACUGCAAAUAAUAAACAGGACAAUGCAAGUGGUGCCACUGUAAAACCUAAAUUGAUCAAUAUAUCUGAUAAACCACCAAGUGAAACAAAACCAAAAAUACCUAUCAUAUUUCCUUUAAAAAGACCGCAAAUAAAGCCUGAGAUUAGUGUCAUUAAUUUAGUCCAGAAUUUGGUGAAGACUAAAAUACCUGAAGUUAAAAAUGAAUCAGUUAACCUAGGGAGUAAUAUUUCCGACAUUCUUUCCUCCACUAUUACGAAUAUUCUGCCCGAAAUCACCGCUGCAGAUGUCAAAAACUAUCACUAUGAAGAUGAAAAUGUAAAAUACUUGAAGAAGACGCCAAGACAAGUCUUGAACCUGGACGGACUAGUUCCUCCAUCGGGUAGAUGCAUUACCAAAGCCAAACGUGUUCGCCGUAUCAAAAAGCCCUCUUCCGACGCUGUUGCUGUACCGGAAAUCGGCACAAAGGCAAUAAACGAAUCCAUUACUUACACGUUCGACAUACCAUCUCCGGAAGAGAUGCAAAGUAAGCGCAGUGUGGUAUUGAAGUUUGCCAAGGCGAGAUUGACGGAGGGCGAGUUAAAUUCCUUGAAAAAGGAGAUCAACAAUGUAAGGAAAAGGAGAUGGAGAGAGAUUAACUCCACAAAGAACUGGGAAUACGACGUAAAGUCUAGAUUGAGAAAACGUGCAAGUACAUUUUUUGGAGAGGGAGAAUCUGAAACGAAGUCCAAAUGGAUCGAAGAAAGAUUCCAAGAGAAGGCCAGUCAGGAGAAGUACAAGGAUCGACUUGAGACUACUGAGACACAAACAAACAAUACAAAAAUUGUAAUUGACGACAAGGAAAUUUUAAAUAUUCUUGCUGUAAACAUGAACAGUCUCAACAAAGCUCGUUGCAUUGAGAAUGAUAUCCAGGAGUCAUUCAAAGAGGAAAAGUUAGCCUCUUUAGGACCAAAGAAGAAGAGAAAGAAAGGCAUUUUGAAUUAA
This is a messenger RNA of Saccharomyces kudriavzevii IFO 1802, 4347 nucleotides long. It is a transcript of the gene SPP41, whose product is annotated as Spp41p. Bases 1 to 4347 code for a protein of 1448 amino acids. The transcript has a single exon. The record is from RefSeq and is a predicted model, not a curated record. Lineage: Eukaryota; Fungi; Ascomycota; Saccharomycetes; Saccharomycetales; Saccharomycetaceae.